Pygoscelis adeliae (Adelie penguin) is the source of this 3294-nucleotide messenger RNA. RefSeq names its product protocadherin 20 (gene PCDH20). The record is from RefSeq and is a predicted model, not a curated record. The coding region runs from base 1 to 2835 and encodes 944 amino acids. Gene Ontology annotation, molecular function: calcium ion binding. The transcript has 3 exons. Gene Ontology annotation, biological process: homophilic cell-cell adhesion. Gene Ontology annotation, cellular component: plasma membrane. NCBI's taxonomy places the organism in Eukaryota, Metazoa, Chordata, Aves, Sphenisciformes, Spheniscidae.
AUGGCACGUCGAGGCUCAAGUGCUGCUGGUGUGGGGGGAGGCAGGAUACCCCUGGGCCAUCCGUGGCAGUGCGUAUUUGCUGUGGGGAAUGCAGCUGGUGUUGCCUGGAGGCACUUGCUCCUCUUUCUGCUCUUCGUUGGACCUUUCAACUGCUUUGCCAGUUACAGCCGUGCCACAGAGCUCUUCUACAGCCUCAACGAGGGGCUCCCUGCUGGGUGCUCAUUCGGCAGCCCGGCCCGUGACCUGCGGCGGGCGGCGGGCGGGGGGGGCGGGGNNNGGCUGUCGACGGCUGGUGGGCAGCGCCCUGCGGCUCCCCAGCCCCCACUCUCCUUCACCCUAGCCUCCCGUGGCUUAGGGGGACAGUACGUGCAGCUGGACAACCGCUCUGGAGAGCUGCACACCUCGGCCGUGGAGAUAGACCGGGAAGCUCUGUGCAUGGAGAGCAGUGGGGCCACCGUCUUUGGGGGGGCAGCUGCUGUCUCCUCCUCACCCUCAUCCGAGUCAUGCCUGCUGCUGCUGGAUGUGCUGGUGCUGCCGCAGGAGUACUUCCACCUGGUGAAGGUAAAAAUUGCUAUCCGGGAUGUCAACGACAAUGCACCCCACUUCCCUGUGCCCCACAUCCGCCUCUCGGUGCCCGAGAAUGCACCUGUAAACACCCGCCUGGCUAUCGAGCACCCUGCCCUUGACCCUGACGUGGGCACCAAUGGUGUCCAGACCUACCGCCUGCAAGAUAACUAUGGUGUCUUCACCCUGGAUGUGGAGGAGAAUGAGAGCGGGGAGAGGACUCCCUACCUGAUUGUCAUGGGGUCUCUGGACAGGGAGACACGGGAGGAGUAUGUCACAGUCAUCGUUGCUGAGGAUGGGGGGACUCCUCCGCUUGUGGGCAGUGCCACCCUCACUAUUGGCAUCAGUGACAUCAAUGACAACUGCCCCCAGUUCAGCGACUCGCAGCUCAAUGUCACUCUUUAUGGGAAUUCCAGUCUAGGGACACACGUGGCCACUGUCCAUGCAGUAGACAUGGACCUUGGAUCCAAUGCCCAGAUCACCUACUCCUACAGCCAGAAGGUUCCCCAGCCAUCCAGAGACUUGUUCCAUCUGGACGAAAGCACAGGAACCAUCACACUCUCCAGUAAAGUUGAUGGGGACGCUCCAAGGCUCCACAGGCUGAUCAUACUGGGCAACGGUCCUGGUUGUAUCCCUGCUGUGAUCACAGUGCUAGUGACAAUCAUCAAAGUCAUGAUGAGGCCACCUGAAGUUGUCCCUCGUUUCAUAGCUAAUGAAGCAGAAGGGGUGGUGUACUUAAAGGAACUGGAGCCUAUCAACACACCGAUAGCAUUUUUCACCAUCAAAGACCCUGAUGAAAAAUACAAAGUCAAUUGCUAUUUGGAUGGUGAUGGGCCUUUCAGACUUUCACCAUACAAGCCAUACAAUAAUGAAUAUCUGUUAGAGACCACAAAGCCUUUGGACUAUGAGACACAGCAGCUGUAUGAAAUCUCUGUAGUUGCGUGGAACUCAGAAGGAUUUCAUGUCAACAGAAUAAUCAAAGUACAGGUUCUGGAUGACAACGACAACUCUCCAGUUUUCUCUCAACAGCUGAUAGAAUUAUCCAUUGAGGAGAACAACGUUCCCAAUGCUUUCUUGACCAAACUGCAUGCUACAGAUGCUGACAGCGGAGAAAGAGGGCAAGUGUCCUAUUUUUUAGGGCCUGAUGCCCCUUCCUAUUUUUCUUUAGAUAAAGCCACAGGAGUUCUUACAGUUUCCACCCAACUGGACAGAGAAGAAAAAGAGAAAUACAGAUAUACUGUCAAAGCAGUAGAUUCUGGGUUCCCUCCAAGAGAAUCAAUAGCAACUGUCACCAUCACUGUAUUGGAUAAAAAUGACAAUAGUCCAAGAUUUAUCAAUAAGGAUUUCAGCUUUUUCGUGCCAGAAAACUUUCCAGGUUUUGGUGAAAUCGGAGUUAUAAGUGUCACAGAUGCUGAUGCAGGGCAAAAUGGAUGGGUUGCCCUUUCCGUUCUGAAUGGAAGCGAUAUUUUUGUCAUAGAUACUGGAAAAGGAGUUUUGAGAGCUAAAGUUUCCCUGGACAGGGAGCAGCAAAGCUCCUAUGUUCUGUGGAUCGAAGCAGUUGAUGGCGGUGAUCCUGCCCUCUCCUCUACUGCAAAAAUAACUAUCCUUCUUCUGGACAUAAAUGACAACCCCCCUUUGGUCUUGUUUCCUCAAUCUAAUAUGUCUUAUUUGUUGGUCCUUCCUUCUACCCUUCCUGGCUCUCCCAUCACUGAGGUCUAUGCUGUUGAUAAGGACACUGGUAUGAAUGCAGUCAUAGCUUACAGCAUCAUAGGAAGAAGAGGCCCUCGACCGGAGUCAUUUAGGAUUGACCCUAAAACUGGUAAUAUCACCUUGGAAGAGUCACUUAUGCAAAAUGACUACGGCCUCUAUCGGCUGCUUGUAAAAGUUAGUGAUCACGGCUAUCCAGAACCUCUCCAUUCCACUGUCAUGGUGAACCUUUUUGUCAAUGACACUGUUAGCAAUGAGAGCUACAUUGAAAGUUUGUUAAGAAAGGAGCCUGAUAUCAGUAUAGAAGAAAAGCAGCCGCAAAUAUCCAUAGAGCCUACACAUAAAAAAAUGGAGUCAGCAUCCUGCAUGCCUACCUUGGUAGCUCUGUCAAUAAUAAGCUUGGGAUCAAUUGCUUUAGUAACAGGGAUGGGGAUUUACAUCUGUCUAAGAAAAGGAAAAAAGCAUCACAGAGCAGAUGAAAACGUGGAAGUACAAAUCCCAUUAAAUGGAAGAAUUAACCUGCACAUGUUGGAGAAGAAACCGAUGGAGAUUUCUAACAUUUGACGUUACUUUGUGGAUAAACUCAACAUCUUAAAAACCUUGGACAGCUCUGAAACACCUAGCCAUGGGUUGUAUUGACGGAGGUUGCAAUGAAGGACCACUAAUUUAUAACUUAAUAAUAUUAUAAUUGUAAAUAGCUGUUUACAGUUUUUUAAAUUGAAAUUCAGUGUACAGCUUUUUUAUGAAACCUUAGUACUAACAGCUAGCACCCUCUCUAUAAAAACAUGGACAUCAUUUGCAGCUUUCAUAAAUCAGUAAGAUCAGUGAUCAUAAAAAAGGGGAAGGUAAGAUGAUUCUUUAAACUCAAGUUUUAAAAGUCUUUUAACCACAAGAGGGCAUCAGAUGCUCCUGAGCAGGGAACUGUUCGAGGUACUGUCCAUGAGAUAAACACAGAGUAUAUUUUAAAUAUAUUGGUUUUAAUAUAAAAUACACGUUGGCAUACAGACGUUUAACCCUAAAAAA